This is a messenger RNA of Limulus polyphemus (Atlantic horseshoe crab), 6759 nucleotides long. RefSeq lists its product as uncharacterized. NCBI's taxonomy places the organism in Eukaryota, Metazoa, Arthropoda, Merostomata, Xiphosura, Limulidae. Bases 1373 to 6655 code for a protein of 1760 amino acids. The record is from RefSeq and is a predicted model, not a curated record. The transcript has 4 exons.
AUAUUAGGAGAGAAAGCCUGACAGUGUGGAUUGUUGCCAGCUGCCGUUGUACUGUACCGGUCGUAAACAAUAUAACUAGACGUCAGCAGCCGCUCUACGUUGUGCCCUGUGUGGGAUGGAUGACUUACCGGCCGAAGGCUUGGAUAAAACGCUCUUCCUUACUACACUGUUAGUUGCCGAUCCUGUCAGUAGUGGCAACGCUCCCCCGGCGGUCUAGAACCUUCGUGAAUCUCUAACUGUGAGUGUGUAUAUGUGUGUGCUUGGGAAAGUUAUUUCAUAACGCGUUUUACGAAGCAAAGCAGAAACUGAGGAUAAGAAAAAAGGUAUCAACAGUGAUCGUGCAUAUUGGCACGGAUCAAACAAGCACGUGCAUCUAUAGUGUAAUUCUCACCAAUUCUUCAAUGUAUGGCGGUUAAAAAAUAUGGUGAUAUUCUGCCAAGACCUCAGCACCUGGUUCUCGAAUACCCAUCUUAAAAACAGCUGCCUUUGCCUACUAAUUACCCUCUCCGUUCAAACUUAACAAAAGUAACAAAAUCAAAAGAUAUGAAAGACACCUAUAAAAACAAUGUACCAGCCGCUGCCUGUCAUGAAAACGAUUUGACACAAACCAUGUUGGCGAGUCACGCAAGUCUGUAUCUAAGCAACGAUAAACAAGUAGAUGUGGACCGGCCGAACGGUCAAUAUUGCUCCACUAACUCCAGUACUUCUACUGCUGUUUGUACAGGUCCUUCUGAAGUGUGGCCCAAAUAUCAGGGGGAUUGUUUCGACAAAGCAGAAAGCCUGCAGUCAAAGAAUAUGAUUAUCAGAAAUGACGAGGAAGUGUUGGAGAAACCCGAGAAGCCCUUUUUUGUUGAUGUAAAGCACUUGCCUAAGGAUGUACUGACUAAAGCGAGACAACUCUUCGGUAGGGAGAUAUGCCAAAAUUAUCUUCAAGAACAUGGAUUCAAACGUGUACAAAAGGAAAAAAAUGGAUCGUUGUGUUUUUGUGAAGAAAAUAAUAAUAAUAUGUUUUUUAAGGAUUGUGAGUCUGUGAGCUUUUUUUGUAAAAAGAAACAAGAGGAUAACUUCGGCGGAGAAACAAACGGUUUUCCUGAUCUUGAGUCAGCAUCAAAUUUGUCAUCUCAAAAUGACAUAUCUGAGAAAGAAAUGUAUAGAUCUAUUGAUGAAACAGGCGAUCUAAGAGCUACGAACAACGUACUUGACUGCCAGUCUCUUACAGAAACUCAAGCAAAGGAGGAUCGAAUGAUCGUGGAGGAUGUUCCUGACUGUAUGGAAACUCAAGCAAAGGAGGGACUAAUGAUCGUGGAGGAUGUUCCUGACUGUCAGACUCUUACAGAAACUCAAGCAAAGGAGGAUCGAAUGAUCGUGGAGGAUGUUUUUUGACUGCCAGUCUCUUACAGAAACUCAAGCAAGGGAGGAUCGAAUGAUCGUGGAGGAUGUUCCUGACUGUCAGUCUCUUACGGAAACUCAAGCAAAGGAGGAUCGAAUGAUCGUGGAGGAUGUUCCGGACUGUCAGACUCUUACAGAAACUCAAGCAAAGGAGAGACUUAUGAUCAUGGAGGAUGUUCCUGACUGUCAGACUCUUACAGAAACUCAAGCAAAGGAGGGACUAAUGAUCGUGGAAGAUGUUCCUGACUGUCAGACUCUUACGGAAACUCAAGCAAAGGAGGGUUUAAUGAUCGUGGAGGAUGUUCCUGACUGCCAUUCUCUUACAGAAAUUCGAGGAAAAGAGGAUAUAAGAAUCAAGGCGGAUGAUUCUGAUUGUCAAUCCUUAUCAGAAAUUCGAGAAACUAAGGAUUUAAAGGCUCUGAUGAACGCACCAGACUGUCAGUCUCUUUUAGAAACUCGAGAGUUAAAAAUGCUUGAUGACGAAGUUACUUUAGAUGCUGAACUAAUAAAGACGUUUUACAGCAAAUAUUCCAAAAGCGAGUUACAAUCAAAAACAGUAACUAGUGAUCCAAAACUACACUUCGCUCAUCGUAGUUCUCAAUCGGAAGAACUGAAGUCAUACUUGGAUGUCUCGAAAAGCCCUGCUAAUAAAGCAACUUUGAGGAAUGAAGAUGUCAUCAGUAUUUCUGAACACUCGAACGAAACUACACACAGAUCGAAUGAUUUAAACACAGAGAUAACCUUUACUGAAAACUCCGAAGCAUCAUGUACCAGUACAGCUAUAAGCGAUAGUAAAGAAAUGUCUGCUUCCUGUGAAGCUCGUGUAGUUUCGAAAGAAGGGUGCUCUUAUAGACAUCACCAACACAAUGCUUUGUUAGAGUUUUCAACCUCUGGAACAGAUGCAGAAAAAAACAAAAUCCAUGUUGAAGCAACAACAUGCGAAACUAGGCGUGUUGGCCAAUCAACUAGUCCACUUUUUUACCAGGAACUAUGCACAGUGAGAGAACAUUUAGUAGGAAGCGUAGAACAGGAUGAAUCAAAACCUGCAUUUCCUUUAAUUUCUGUUCCAACAAGAGGGGAUGUUUUUUAUUGUCUAGAUAAAGAAAACAGCGGUGUACAAAAUCAGCCGGGUACAAGUGAAAUUACUAACAAUCAGUUACAUUGUGGUACUUCUCCAAAUAAAGUAUACUUUACUGAUGAACAAUACCAAAGCGACGAUUUUCCCAUUGAUGAAGGAAACCAAGAUUUGUUGGAUCUUUUUUCUGUUGAUGAGAAACAAGGAGUUAGUAUUGAUAGUGAAUCCGGAAGUAUGUACCAUCAAGAGAAGAAACUUCCGGACAUUUCGGAAAGUAAUUGUGAAAAAAAAACUACCAAUAGCUUAGGCGCUUAUAUAAAAACUAGAAAACGCAGGGAAAAGCAGCACGAUAGUGCAUACACAAGAAAACAAAGUCAAGAGAUGUUCUCCGAGAUUUCAAAUAAAAAGAGAAAGAUUUCAGCGUUGUCGGUAUAUACCAAUAUUGAAAAUGGCGUGAUAACUGAAGUUACUUGUAAAAGAUAUAAAAAGAGAACCACAAAAUUUCGAGAAAGAGAUGACGCUUUUGAAACCAUUCAGAUGGAAGAUUUCGAGACAGCAGGAAAAGAAGACAGCUACAGGAAAAAUGGUCUGGUUGUUUCACCAGAUUACAGCUGUGAGAAUAUAGCUUCUGAUGUUGAUCCUGAUGUGCGAGAUGUCGUUACAGAACUUGUCCACACCGUGUUUUUAAACUCGCUGGACCUCAAAGACGACUUGUCAUUUGUUAAUCCAAAUGAUGUUCGGGUUAAAGAUCUUUUUCAAAAGUUCUGUGAUGAAUUUAACUUUGAACAUGGUGAUUUUCAGGACUUCUACUCUGAUUUCAGCGAAACAGUUAAACCAAGGAUCAGUGGUUGUGGUGAAUAUUCGGUUCCUCCAACGAAACGAAAAGGAAGACGCAAAUGCAGUCAAACUGUCAAUCUUUCAGAAGUUGAAUGUUCCAAAGAACUGCCUCGUAGUGAAGAAUCAAAUACUAGAAGUAAGUUUUAUCAUUCCAUAAGAUUGAGAAAAAAAUCCAGAUGGUUAAGACAAGUUCCUACCGCUAAAAGGGUGGUCACAAGACUAACCCUACAUGAAAUGGGCUUGGAAAAAGUCGAAGAUCUGGAAAACAUUCGGGAACCAAAGAAAAUCAAAUACGACAACGGAACUAUUGACCAUUAUCUAGAGUCACAAAAACAGUUUUUAAAGAGUAGUGGGUUAAGCAAAGAGAAACCCAUUUCGUCCAAGAAAGACCAAACAUUUGUAAUUAAAAAAGUAAAAGUAAACCAAAGCAACUAUAAACCUUGCAAAACUCCCGACGAAUCCAUUGACAGUGAGGAACAGAAUGGACUUUAUGGAAACUUAAGGGAUCAGACUUAUAUCCAAAACAGUAAUACCCCUAAGGACAUCAUACAGAAGCCAUUUGAUGAUCAAAGGUUAACUAACCCUAAUUCUCAUAAACGUGAUAGAGCUGCAAUAGAUGGACAGACCCAAGAUCCUCUCAAUUCGUUUCCACUAGAAGAUUUUACAGAAGACCAAGCAAGUAAUGAAGAAAGAAAAAGCAGCUACAGUGAAGCAAGAUCUCUGGAAACGGCUAACAAACUACAUAAUGAAAUUGAAUCUCUAGACUCAGAUCCAAAGAAGACCCUAGCAUCAUCAUAUCAGUGCCGAGACCCAAAGUCAAAGAAGACCCUAGCAUCAUCAUAUCAGUCCCGAGACUCAAAGCCAAAACAGGAUCUAGUAACAUCAGAUCCCACCUUGGACCAAAAGCCAAAGGAGACCUUAAUACCGUCACACCAUUCCUUAGACCCAAGGCCAAAACAGGAUCUAGUAACAUCAAAUCCCACUUUGGACCAAAAGCCAAAGGAGACCUUAAUACCGUCACAUCAUUCCUUAGACCCAAGGCCAAAACAGGAUCUAGUAACAUCAAAUCCCACUUUGGACCAAAAGCCAAAGGAGACCUUAAUACCGUCACAUCAUUCCUUAAACCCAAGGCCAAAAGAGACCGCAGUAACAUCACAUCAGUCUUUGGAUUCGGAGCCAACAAGGAGUUUAACAACAUCUUAUCAACUCCCAAAUGAAAACUGCAAAAAUGUCCAUCUUAGUCUUCAAGGAAAAUAUUGUCGUGAAAGUUUAUCCCAAGAACUUUGUUCUACAACCAACUCGUUACAAGAAACAAGAGAAGAAAGUAUCACAAAGGCUCAUUUGGACUUAUCGAAAAAAAACGAACCAUUACAUCUAAGUACUUUUAUUUCCUCCUUACCUAUAGCAAGUCUACCGCCGAAAUAUCGGCGUCGCCAUUCCUUUGAUAAACUCGAAGAAACGGACGCCGUUUCGCCUGAACUUAAGGAAGACUGUCCACUUGAUCUCACCAUACCCCCUAGAAAUGAAAAAGAAACGGGAUCGGCCACUAAACCGGGAGCUCUGGUCCAGAGAGUUCGUCCACAAAUCCAACGACUGUCCGAGUCAUCUGAUGCUCCAGUACGACAGCCACCAAAACGCGCUUUCCAGAUUCAAAACAGUCAAAAGCAAUCCAUUCUACUUGAAUCGGGGCGACAAGUUCCUUCCCCUGCUUCAUUUGUGAACUCUGUGCAUCAAGAAUCUCGCACUUUAAAAUCUGAGGAGUUGUCCAUCAAGAAAGAACCAACAUCUGCGUUACUCCAAAACGAAACCAUUAAGUUGAUCAACGAGGACAGCUGUAUAAUACAAGAUGUUACGAACGAAGAAUCAAUUUUACGUACACUUCUGUUGGAAGAUGGGGAGAACGGGUUAGAGAACUCUUUGUAUCAAACUGACAAACAACCUGAAGAAGACAAAGUUUGUAAUGAACCGACUAUGGAACCUGUGGACAACUUGCGAUUUAUUAAAGACAUAAAAUUUCAUUCAAUAGAAAAGUUGUUACCAGAGACAAAUGAGCAGAGUAUAUUACCACUGACAGAAGAAAAUGAGACUCCCAUAUUACUUGAAGAAAAUCCAAUCUUUGUAGAAAAGGAUGGCUGGAAGGAAUCCUCAUUAUGGGCAAAAGACCCCCAAGCUGUGAAAGACAAAAUCGAAAAACUGAGAAAAGAAAUACUUUACUUGGACAUGAUGGCUGCACAGAAAGAAAAGGAACGUUUAUUGAUUCUUCAUUUUAAAAAGUACAAAAAGGAAGUUAUGAAGAAAAUCUUCAAACAAAGAGUUUUACCAUCAAAACGGGUGGAAAUUAAAUCCCAACCGGACUUGAAAAGUAAUGGUGAAAAUUAUGCUGUCUUAAAUCAAGAAUCGGAAGUUUCUAUGCCAAUAUCUGCACAUUCCCAAGAGUCUGAAAUAAAUCAUUGCCUUACACGCACGGAUUCAAAAUCAGCGAAGUCUCGCAAAGAAAUGUCUCGAAAAGAAACCUGCCUUGUGCGCCCCUUACAGCAUGUUGAAAACAAUUCUGAUUCUCUUCAAAAAGAUCCAUUGACCAGUGCUGAAUUCCAUAUAUCAAAAACGACAGGUGUGAACAUCGACAGAGAUUUAGGACACGAACGUCUGACCAAGAAAUUAGUCAGAAAAGGUAGUGGACAAACAAAGGUUGAAGAUCUUUCAAGCUCAGCAGAAGCUGUGAUCACAGGGACUAAUCAGCCAAAUUUUUCUCCGAGGACCAACGUGUCGCUACAGCUGUCAGAUUUCUCUGUUGCCAGUCUAUCCACCUGCUACGUGCCUCAAUGCUCCACAACUUCGUUACCAUUUACAAGUAUGGCGUCCUCUAAACAAGAGCCAUCUGUCACCCCAGUAACAGACCUGAAUAAUGUCAUUCCUCCUGAGAAUGGAACUUAUUUCACGACACCAAAGACCUACACUUCAACCUCUUCUAUUACUACUCAGCAAGGGGUUUCGCAUCCUGGUAGGGCUGAAUGCCUACCUCAAUUUCCUGAGAAGAUUACACCCUCAGUAUCUUCCUAUCAGCCAAUUUCCCCGAUCCACAGGUUCCCAACAACAACCUACACCCCGUUCCCCUUGACUACGAAUUCUCCAACUACUAUGAUUCCAUCUUGGAUACCCAUGGGAUUUCCUUGGUGGGGUGCACUGCCGCCUAUGGAAUACCCAACCUAUAACCAAAGGUCAAGAGUAGCAACCGAGGGCAGCGAAGAUGGGACGAAAAAGGUAAACCUAAACAAGUUUAACCCCCCUAAAAUUAUCGACUGUUUCAUACUAUUCGCCACCAGUAGGGUUAGAAUGUUGUAUCAUAUUCAGUAAGUUUACGUUUUUACCUGUCACAAUGUUCGUUGUAAAGAACUUACUAAAACAAAAUGUGUGAAAUCAUUCGUGUGCUAUGUAAGAUUACAGCGGUAAUUAAUGGG